Molecule: messenger RNA, 2065 nt
Organism: Zophobas morio
Lineage: Eukaryota; Metazoa; Arthropoda; Insecta; Coleoptera; Tenebrionidae
Gene: OstDelta
Product: dolichyl-diphosphooligosaccharide--protein glycosyltransferase subunit 2
Exons: 3
Coding region: 91-1911 (606 amino acids)
Biological process (GO): protein N-linked glycosylation
Cellular component (GO): oligosaccharyltransferase complex; membrane
Source: RefSeq, a predicted model, not a curated record
GUCAAAUUAUAAUUAACUGUCAAAAAUAAGUAAUGUACGUGUCGGGGUUUUAAUGUGCCGGUGAUUUUCGUUUUAUUAAUGUAAAUAAAAAUGUUCUCUAGAUUUGUAUUCUUGCUGGCCCUGGUAACAGUAUACUUCUCCACAACACAUGCUAGUAUUGGAGGUUACAUUUGCCCUUCUGACAAGAAGAAGUUGUUUGCCGUCUUAGUUAAAGCAUUAAUCAACGAAGAGGGCGAUUUUUCAACCCCUUACUAUGGCGUUAAAGGAUUUAAGUUACUCAAUGAACAAUUACCUACUGUACUUGUAAAAGAUAACUGUGCACAUAUAAAACAAUUUUAUAAACCAGAUAGUAGUCCUGAAGAAAAUUUCCAAGCUUUGACAGCAUGGAAUUUACUAGGUUGUACUGGAAAACUUCAAACAGACGCAACAGUCACUCAUUUACGUACCAUUCUGGAGAACACAAAAGCAUCAACGGCCGAAAUACGUUACGCUGCUGAAGCACUCAAACUUUUAAACAUCGCAAUUCCAAAUGGACAAAAAGUGGCCCAAAUUAUCCAAUCUAGACUUAAAGAAGAUGACAGCUUGCAAAGCUUAGGCCAUGCUUUACAUGCUGCUGCUCUUCUAGGAACUGCUGGUAACUUCAUUUUAGACCGCAUUGAAGAAGUUGUAGUGCAAGCAGAUGAAGUUGAUGGCAAACUUUUGCAAUGGGAGGGUGGAUUAACCACUACAUCACUUCUUAUAACAGGGUUACUGCGUAUACCUGGAGCUAGGCCUUUAACUGCUGAACAGGCAGAAAAACUAGCAGCAUAUUUACUGACUCGAAGAACUGUGCAGACAUCUAAGGGGGCACUUGCGUUGAUCGAGGCAGCUACAAGUUUGGCAGUCAGCGAUGUAACACCUGUUAGCAUUUCCAUAAUAGGUCCAGCUCAAGUUACAGUUGACAAACCUGACUUAAAAGUACAUAUCUCAGAUAUUCUGGGAAGACCGUUGAAAACUCCACCAUCGCCAGUAGUUGCGCAGUCUGCAACUAGAAUCACUGAUGACGUUGUUGUAUUGUCUAAACAACCAUUAAGCCCUGGAGCUAAUCCAGUUGAAUUUGUACUGCCUUUGCGACUAGAACCUGGACAGUACAGAAUUGCUUUAAGCGCUGGCACACAUUCCACGACUUUAACAGUAAGAGUUUUGGGGCCUGUGACAAUAGAAUGGGUUCAGAUUGGAUUAAGUGAUGCUGAUGGAAGCGCUGCUCCUAGACUUACCAAACUUCAGCAUCCAUCUAAAUUGCCAGCAGCUCUACAUGCUGAUUCUAGUCAACACUUGACUCUUAAACUUUCAAUUUCAAGAGUAAUUCAUCAAGCAUUUUUAAGACUUUAUUCAGGAAAGAAAGAAAUUAUCUUUGUUGCUGAACCAGAUAGUAGUAAGCUUUACAAAAUAGAUGUUAACUUAGCAUCAGAAUUAGCUCAUUCUGGAACAUUUGAAAUGGAGUUAAUUUUGGGAGACUCAGUUAUGAGCAACCCAUUGAGAUGGACACUUGGUACAUUAGAAGCAAAUUUAAAUAUUGCUGAACCUCAAAAGAAGUCUGUCAGAGGACCUAAGCCUGAAAUUAAGCAUCUUUUUAGACCUGCUGAAAAACGUCCACCAGAAGCUGUAUCAUUGCUCUUCACUGGUUUAACAGCCGCCCCACUUGUAUUGCUUUUAAUUUUAUGGUUAAAAAUAGGAAUCAACUUUGGAAAUUUCACAACGCUUUCAAUUCCAUUCCAUCUAGGUUUCGGAGGAAUUUUGUAUUUGUUUGCAUUGUUUUGGUGGAAGUUGGACAUGUUCACUACAUGUGCUUGGUUGAUACCAAUUGGGGGCUUCACUUUCCUAGCAGGUCAAAAGUUGUUGAGUCAGAUUGCAAAGCAAAAGAAACCAUGAGGCUGAACGUGUCAGGUGUCAAAAAGUUUUAAUAAUUUUGUUGUUUGUACAUUUUGUUUAAAUUUGCUGCAUUCAUUUUCAUUUCAAAUGCAUUAGAAUGUUCAUAACAUACGACAUGUUUGUAAAGACUUUUGUAAUAAAUAUUACAACUACA